Molecule: messenger RNA, 2325 nt
Organism: Osmerus eperlanus (European smelt)
Lineage: Eukaryota; Metazoa; Chordata; Actinopteri; Osmeriformes; Osmeridae
Gene: klhl40b
Product: kelch-like family member 40b
Exons: 6
Coding region: 141-2039 (632 amino acids)
Molecular function (GO): protein binding
Source: RefSeq, a predicted model, not a curated record
CGUUUCCUGGCUGGACAGUCAGCGAGCCCAAGCUUUAGUCUUCUAAUGUGGGCAGUCCCCACAGUAGACUCACAGAGAACCACAGAAGACCCCUCAAUCCUUAUAGCACCUCUCAGCCUGCUUCCUCCUGGCCUGGAACAAUGGCUCUGCCUAUAGACCCCACAGAGGAGCCAAGGAUGUACCAACAGACCCUGUUGCAGGAUGGUCUAUACAACCUACUGGAGAAUGACAAGUUAGUGGACUGUGUCUUGAGGAUCAAAGACAAGGAGUACCCUUGUCACCGUCUGGUCCUUUGUGCCUGCAGCUCCUACUUCCGUGCUUUCUUCCUGUCUGACGUGGAUGAGAGCAAGAAACGAGAGAUUGUUAUGGAUGACGUGGAGCCUGGUGUCAUGGGGUUGAUCCUGAAUUACCUGUACACCUCCAUCAUUAAUGUCAAUGAGCAGAAUGUCCAAGAAAUCUUCUCUGUGGCCAACCUACUACAGAUCCCAUCCAUCUUCACAGUGUGUGUGUCUUUCCUCCAGAAGCGUCUGAGCCUUAGUAACUGCUUGGCCAUCUUUAGACUGGGUCUAAUGCUGGACUGCCCUCGUCUGGCAAUCUCUGCUCGCAACUAUGCUUGCGAACGCUUUCAGCUCAUUUCACGAGACGUGGACUUUCUUCAGCUGGGUGCUAGUGAACUGGCAGCCAUUUUGACAUCAGAUACACUGGAUGUGGAGACAGAAGAGAAUGUAUAUGAAGCCUUGAUGAGGUGGGUGGCUGAAGAUGAAAAGAAUAGGUUGAAAGACCUUCCAGGACUACUGGACUGUGUGCGUUUGUGUCUGGUCACUCCAGAGUACUUUACAGAGACAGUAGAAAAGAAUGGAUGGAUCAGCUCUGACUCUGGGAUCCAAAAGAAGAUUCAGCUUGUCAGGGACGCCCGUGCAGGAAAUCUGCCAGAGACCAAGAAAAUGAAACUGAAGAAAUCCGAAGAAGAGGAUAAUGCUGGAGAAGGGAAAGAGGGAGUAAAGGGAGAAGAGCAAGAGGAUGAAACGGAUGAGGAUUUACUUCCAGGCAUCCUAAAUGAUAACCUGCGGUUUGGCAUGUUUCUUAGGAACCUGGUGUUCAUGAUCAGUGAGACAGGUGCCAUGGCCUAUGACCCUACAGGAAAUGACUGCUAUGUGGCGUCACUAUCCACGCAGGUCCCUAAAAAUCAUACCAGCUUGGUCACCAAGGAAAACCAGAUUUUUGUAGCAGGAGGACUGUUCUUUGAUGAUGAAAAUAAGGAGAACCCACUUAGCUCCUAUUUCUUACAGUAUGACCCUGUUGGUGCUGAUUGGCUGGGCAUGCCCCCAAUUCCCUCUCAACGAUUUCUGUUUGGGCUGGCUGAAGCAGAGAACUCCAUCUUUGUCGUCGGAGGGAAAGAACUAAAAGAGAAGGAUGAAACUCUGGACUCUGUCCUGGUUUACGACAGACAGUCCUUCAAAUGGGGAGAGUCGGACUCCCUGCCCUACCCAGUUUAUGGGCAUGCAACUGUAUCGCAUAACAAUAUCAUCUAUGUGAUUGGAGGAAAAACAGACAGCAAGAAAUGCCUGAGAACAGUGUGUGCAUAUGAUGCCAAACGGUUUGAGUGGACGGAGCUUGCACCGAUGAAGCUGGCCCGCUCCCUCUUUGGGGCAACUUUCCACCAGGACAAGAUUUAUGUGGCAACAGGUGUCACCAACACAGGACUUACAGACACAAUCGAAGUCUAUGACAUUGCUUCCAAUAAGUGGUCAGAUUUUGUGCCCUUCCCCCAGGAGAGGAGUUCUCUAAACUUGGUGUCUGUGGCCGGGACACUUUAUGCUGUGGGUGGUUUUGCAAUGUUGCCUGUUGAAAAUAGUGAAGAGUUCCUCCCUAAUGAGAUGACCGAUAUAUGGAGGUAUGAUGAGGGCGAGAGGAAGUGGAAUGGUAUCCUGAGAGAGAUCCAGUACGCUUCAGGUGCCACCAUCCUGGGAGUCCGUCUCAACACCCUGCGUCUGACCAAGAUAGGAUCCUCUCUUUCAACUGGCUUAUCACCUGCCUAGAAUAUUGAAAUAGAGGGACUUAGAGACACAGAUACAGAUACUAGGAUAUGUGCCUUAAUGCUGGGUGAUAACAUGUAAUGUGAAAACUACAAACUGGACUGUUUCAGUGCCAGAGUUUCAUCUACUGUAUUAUUGGCAGAUACAUUAAUCUGAUGUUCAUUUAUGUGACUGGAAGUGACAUUUGUGACAACCUUUCAUUUGUUGCUUGAUUUUGCAUUCAUUACAGAUGUGAAACAGGCUUUUUAUAUUUGUUUGCAUUUCUCAUGAAUUAAAUUGGAUGUUCUUA